AUGAGGCCGCGCUCGGGCGGGCGCCCAGGGGCCCCGGGCCGCCGCCGCCGCCGCCUCCGCCGCCGCCCCCGCGGCCCCCGCGGCCGCCGCCUGCCGCCGCCGCCGCCGCUGCCGCUGCUGCUCGGGCUGCUGCUGGCGGCCACGGGGCCCGGCGCGGCGCGGGCCAAGGAGACGGCGUUCGUGGAGGUGGUGCUGUUCGAGUCGAGCCCGAGCGGCGACUACACCACUUACACCACCGGCCUCACGGGCCGCUUCUCGCGGGCCGGGGCCACGCUCAGCGCGGAGGGCGAGAUCGUGCAGAUGCACCCACUGGGCCUGUGUAAUAACAAUGACGAGGAGGACUUGUACGAAUACGGCUGGGUGGGAGUGGUGAAGCUGGAACAGCCAGAAUUGGACCCGAAACCAUGCCUCACCGUCCUGGGCAAGGCCAAGCGCGCCGUGCAGCGGGGAGCCACUGCCGUCAUCUUCGAUGUGUCUGAAAACCCCGAGGCUAUCGACCAGCUAAACCAGGGCCAGGAAGACCCGCUCAAGAGGCCGGUGGUGUACGUGAAGGGCGCAGAUGCCAUCAAGCUGAUGAACAUCGUCAACAAGCAGAAAGUGGCUCGAGCAAGGAUUCAGCACCGGCCCCCUCGACAACCCACGGAGUACUUCGACAUGGGGAUCUUCCUGGCUUUCUUUGUCGUGGUCUCCUUGGUCUGCCUCAUCCUCCUUGUCAAAAUCAAGCUGAAACAGCGACGCAGUCAGAAUUCCAUGAACAGGCUGGCUGUGCAGGCGCUGGAGAAGAUGGAAACCAGGAAGUUCAACUCCAAGAACAAGGGGCGCCGGGAGGGGAGCUGUGGAGCCCUGGACACGCUCAGCAGCAGCUCCACGUCCGACUGUGCCAUCUGCCUUGAGAAGUACAUCGACGGAGAGGAGCUGCGGGUUAUCCCCUGUACUCACCGCUUUCACAGGAAGUGCGUGGACCCAUGGCUGCUGCAGCACCACACCUGCCCCCACUGUCGGCACAACAUCAUAGAGCAAAAGGGAAACCCGGGCGCCGUCUGCGUGGAGACCAGCAACCUCGCGCGCAGCCGGCAGCAGAGGGUGAUCCUGCCGGUGCACUACCCCGGCCGCGUGCACAGGACCAACGCCAUCCCAGCCUUCCCCACGAGGACGAGCAUGGACUCCCACGGGAACCCCGUCACCCUGCUGACCAUGGACCGGCACGGGGAGCAGAGCCUCUACUCACCGCAGACCCCCGCCUACAUCCGAGGCUACCCGCCCCUCCACCAGGACCACCCCCUGGCCCCUCACCGCUGCGGCCUGGAGCACCGAGCCUACUCCCCAGCCCACCCCUUCCGCCGGCCCAAGUUCAGCGGCCGCAGCUUCUCCAAGGCAGCUUGCUUCUCCCAGUAUGAGACCAUGUACCAACACUACUACUUCCAGGGCCUCAGCUACCCCGAGCAGGAGGGCCAGGCCCCGCCCAGCCUCCUUCCCCGGGGCCCGUCCCGUGCCUUCGCCCCGAGUGGCGGCGGCGGCAGCCUGCGCUUCCCCACCGUGGUGCACAUGGCCCCGCCCUCCCACCUGGAGAGUGGCAGCACGUCCAGCUUCAGCUGCUACCACGGCCACCGCUCCGUGUGCAGCGGCUACCUGGCCGACUGCCCCGGCAGCGACAGCAGCAGCAGCAGCUCCGGCCAGUGCCACUGCUCCUCCAGCGACUCGGUGGUGGACUGCACCGAGGUCAGCAAUCAGGGCGUGUACGGGAGCUGCUCCACCUUCCGCAGCUCUCUCAGCAGCGACUAUGACCCCUUCAUCUACCGCAGCCGGAGCCCCUGCCGCGCCAGCGACGUGGGGGGCUCGGGCAGCUCAGGCCGGGGGCCUUUCGUGCACCUCGAGGGCUCCCCGCCACCCGAGGAGCUCCCAGCAGCCCACGGUCAAGGUGCUGGGCGGGGAGAGCCUUGGCCGGGCCCUGCCUCUCCCUCCGGGGACCAGCUGUCCACCUGCAGCCUGGAGAUGAACUUCAGCAGCAGCUCCUCCCUGGAGCACAGGGCGCCCAACAGCUCUACCUCAGAAGUGGGGCUCGAGGCUUCUGGGGCCGCCCCAGACCUCAGGAGGACCUGGAAGGGGAGCCGUGAGGGGCCCUCAUGUGCCUGCUGCUGCGAGCCCCAGCCCUCCGCACUGGAGCCCAGCGGGGGAGGGGCUGGGGGCAGCACCUUAUUCCUGGGCGCCCCCCUCUGUGAGGGCUGUGGCCCCACAGGCGUGGAGUCGCCGCCGGGAAGCUCCCAGGGCCCGUAUGGCCUUCACCCAGACCAUUUGCCCAGGACAGACGGGGUGACAUAUGAGGGCCUGCCCUGCUGCUUCUAUGAAGAGAAGCAGGUGGCCCACGGCGGCGGAGGGGGCAGCGGCUGCUACACCGAGGACUGCUCGGUGAGCGUGCAGUACACGCUUGCCCAGGAGCCCCCGCCCAGCUGCCACCCGGGGGCCCGGGACUUGAGCCAGCGCAUCCCCAUCAUUCCAGAGGAUGUGGACUGUGACUUGGGCCUGCCCUCGGACUGCCAAGGGACCCGUGGCCUCAGCCCCUGGGGUGGGACGCUGAGCCCCAACGCCCUGCAGCCCCACAGGAGCCUGGGAGCAGCCCAGGAAGAAGAGCGGGUUCUGUGCUGCCAGCCCAGGGCACCACUGCCACCUGUCCACCCCCCGGAGGAGGCCGGGGCCGCCAGGGCCAGCUUCCCCAGUGCCUCCCCGGACACUCAGGAGUCCAGCGCCACGGCCGCUGAGGCUGCAGGACAGAGAUCUCGCCCAGCAGACAGCGGCAGCACAGGAGCCUGAGCCCGGAAGGCCCUCUGUGGAGAUGGGAACUGUACGGAGACUCCAAACUCUGACUUCUUCAGAAAAAAGAAAAUAAUUUUUUUUUUUUUUUUUUUUUUUAGCUCUGACAAACACACAAAAGUGGUAAUAAAGAGAGCCCUCCUUCUCAACCCAAAAUGUGAGCCCCUUGUGGCAAGCCCCCCCCCCCAACCCUCCCAUUAACAAACCAACAGACAAAAUUCUCCGAGUCUUUGCCUCUUUUGAUAACAUGUUAUUCUGUUUUGUAAAGUGUGUGUGCUUGGGGUUCCGAGGUGUGUGGGAUUGAGUUCUCGGCUUUUGUUUUUUUUUAAGAUAUUUUAUGUAAAUGUAAAAAGUUAUUUAAAUAUAUAUAUUUUAAAGAACCCUAACCGCCAACUUUUGCUGAAAAAAAAAACAAACAAAAAAU
Messenger RNA from Eptesicus fuscus (big brown bat), 3232 nucleotides. RefSeq names its product zinc and ring finger 3 (gene ZNRF3). The coding region runs from base 1 to 2808 and encodes 935 amino acids. The record is from RefSeq and is a predicted model, not a curated record. Gene Ontology annotation, biological process: ubiquitin-dependent protein catabolic process; negative regulation of canonical Wnt signaling pathway; Wnt receptor catabolic process. NCBI's taxonomy places the organism in Eukaryota, Metazoa, Chordata, Mammalia, Chiroptera, Vespertilionidae. Gene Ontology annotation, molecular function: frizzled binding; ubiquitin protein ligase activity. The transcript has 9 exons.